Daucus carota subsp. sativus is the source of this 1931-nucleotide messenger RNA. Its product is annotated as dihydrolipoyllysine-residue succinyltransferase component of 2-oxoglutarate dehydrogenase complex 1, mitochondrial. Gene Ontology annotation, molecular function: dihydrolipoyllysine-residue succinyltransferase activity. The transcript is spliced from 15 exons. Gene Ontology annotation, cellular component: mitochondrion; oxoglutarate dehydrogenase complex. Bases 212 to 1624 code for a protein of 470 amino acids. Gene Ontology annotation, biological process: tricarboxylic acid cycle. The record is from RefSeq and is a predicted model, not a curated record. NCBI's taxonomy places the organism in Eukaryota, Viridiplantae, Streptophyta, Magnoliopsida, Apiales, Apiaceae.
GCUUAUGUUUAAAACAUGUAGUGUGUAAAAACUCGGUAGCGAGCGAGAUCUCAGUAGAAUAAGGAGGCAGCUUUCCUUACAGAAGAAAAGUAAGACUGCAUAUAUAUACACACACUUCGCGGUGUUCUCGGAACCCUAACUUUGGAUUCCCAUCUCACUAAACUCAGAUUUAUAUAUACAGACUGUGUUGUACUUUUGGAUCAGCCCUACGAUGUUCGCUGUUAUAAGGCGAAAACUCACCUCUCGCGGCGCCUCCUCUGCGCUGCUUAUUGGGAAAUCGGUUCGUCCUGCACUCUCUACGCCUAGGCUCAGUAAUACCGCUCUUCGCGAGGAGAUAGUAUCUCUUCCAGAAAGGAUUGGAAAUGCUCGCCAUAUCUGUCACUUCAUAUUUAGCGGUUGCAGCACACUAAGUUCCAGGCCAACAAGGAAACUGAUUGGCAGUCUUCAGCCAUUCUAUGUACAAACAUCAAGGAUGAAAUUUUCUUCUGAUAGUGGCGAUCUGGUUGAGGCGGUUGUUCCUUUCAUGGGUGAAUCAAUAAGUGAUGGCACACUGGCAACUUUUCUGAAACAGCCUGGUGAUAAAGUAGAUGUUGACGAGCCAAUUGCUCAAGUUGAAACAGAUAAGGUGACAAUUGAUGUUGCAAGUCCUGAAGCCGGUGUUAUCCAAAAGUUUGUAGCGAAGGAAGGAGAUACUGUGGAACCAGGAACCAAGAUUGCUGUUAUAUCAAAAUCAGGUGAAGGUGUGGCUGUAUCUAAGAAGCCAUCUGAUGAAGCUUCUCCUAAGCCUCCUGCCACUGAAACGAAAACAGAGAAGAAACCCGAGUCAACAACUCCACCACCACCUGCUCCAGAGAAGUCUAUGGAAAAAACUCCAUCGCUACCUCCUCCUAGAACUUCUGCUUCAGAACCUCAACUUCCUCCGAAAGAAAGAGAAAGACGAGUUCCUAUGACUAGGUUGAGAAAGCGAGUUGCUUCACGUUUGAAAGAUUCUCAAAACACGUUUGCCUUGUUGACUACAUUCAAUGAAGUUGAUAUGACUAAUUUGAUGAAACUCCGAUCUGAUUACAAAGAUGCAUUUCUUGAGAAGCAUGGAGUAAAGCUAGGUUUUAUGUCGGGAUUUGUAAAAGCAGCUGUCAGUGGACUUCAAAAUCAGCCUGUUAUUAAUGCAGUUAUUGAUGGGGAUGAUAUCAUAUACAGAGACUAUAUAGAUAUCAGUAUAGCUGUUGGUACUCCGAAGGGUCUUGUUGUUCCAGUUAUUCGCGAUGCUGAUAAGAUGAAUUUUGCUGAAAUAGAGAAAGAGAUAAAUAACCUUGCUAAAAAGGCAACAGCUGGAUCUAUAUCGAUUGAUGAGAUGGCUGGUGGUACUUUUACGAUAUCAAAUGGUGGGGUUUAUGGAAGCCUUUUGAGUACACCCAUCAUCAAUCCCCCUCAGUCUGCAAUCCUUGGCAUGCACUCAAUAGUAAACCGGCCUAUGGUUGUUGGAGGUAACAUCAUUGCAAGGCCUAUGAUGUACAUAGCCUUGACAUAUGAUCAUAGGCUGAUUGAUGGAAGAGAGGCAGUGUAUUUCCUCAGGCGUAUUAAGGAUGUGGUUGAAGAUCCGAGGAGGUUGCUUCUGGAUAUAUGAAUGGCCAGUCCAGUUGUGGACUUGAUAACAUAAACUCCUGCCUGGAACUAAAUAUACUCAGUAUACAGUGAACUAGAAUAUAAUAAUUUUGGUCGUAAACUUUUGUUUAUAAUUUUAUAAAUUCUAAGAGAAGAUGGGCUGCCUGUUUAUAGUUGAAAUAUGAUAAUUUUAUUGUUGUCUUGUCUGUAUAAUAAAUUUUGCUUUUGCCCUGUUCUGAUGACUUUGUUUAAGAUUUUGAGGGCACUUUGUCAUGAACGCAACAAAUAAACGCUGGUCUACUUCGGCUGCUAUAUAUACUUUCAAGCGA